Messenger RNA from Punica granatum (pomegranate), 1391 nucleotides. NCBI's taxonomy places the organism in Eukaryota, Viridiplantae, Streptophyta, Magnoliopsida, Myrtales, Lythraceae. The record is from RefSeq and is a predicted model, not a curated record.
ACCAGCAAAUACAUACCUCUUCAACCAUUAAUUCGCAGCUAGCAAACACUUGAGCUGAAUUAAUUUUUAGUCUUAGAGAACGACUUUUUCUUAAUCAAAAUGGGUUCGAAGAUCGGAUUGCUAGCUUCCAUGAUUUUUCUUUUAUCUGUAUCUUCGACGAUGGGAUAUCCCAAGUACCCACCUGGUCUGAGAGUUGGAUACUACUACUCAAGCUGCCCAUCGGCGGAGGCUAUCGUGAGGAAGGCAGUGAACAAGGCAGUUUCCAAGAACCGUGGAAUCGCUGCCAGCCUUGUUCGGAUGCACUUCCAUGACUGUUUCGUGAGGGGUUGCGAUGGUUCCGUGCUUAUCAAGUCAACCCCAGGAAACCCAGCAGAAAGAGACCACCCAGCUAACAACCCGAGCUUGCGAGGGUUUGAGGUGAUUGAUGAGGCGAAAGCCCAGAUUGAGGCUGUUUGUCCUAAAACGGUUUCCUGUGCUGACAUCCUCGCUUUUGCCGCUCGGGACAGCACCUACAAGACAGGAGAGAUAUACUAUGAUGUCCCAGCUGGUCGUCGGGAUGGACGCAUCUCCAGCCUGCCGGAAGUGACGAACAACCUGCCACCAGCGAGAUUCAAUGCUCAACAACUCAUUGCCAACUUUGCGAGUAAAGGACUGUCAGCAGACGAGAUGGUGACCCUCUCCGGGGCCCAUUCCAUCGGCAUCUCCCACUGCUCGUCCUUCUCGUCGCGCCUCUACCCGAGCCAAGACCCUACAAUUGAUGGACGUUACGCGGCUUUCCUGAAGACCAAGUGCCCUCCACCAAGCAAUACAUCCAACCAAGACCCAAUCGUUCCGCUGGAAUCCUUGACACCAACUGGCCUGGACAACAAGUACUACCAGGAACUGACACGGUCCCGUGGGCUUCUCACCUCAGACCAGACACUUUAUGCAAGCCCCUCGACGUCAUGGAUGGUCUUGAACAAUGCAAAGUAUGGCAAAAUGUGGGCCAACAAGUUUGCGAAGGCAAUGGUGCGCAUGGGCUCGAUCGAGGUUCUGACCGGCACUCAAGGUGAGAUCCGAAAAGUUUGCAGCAAGGUGAAUUAGAAUUAGUACGACCAACCUUUGCUUUUCAAGGAUUAUUUUGACAAAAAUUUGGUUCAUUCUGUUUAUUUUGGUAACUUUUAUGUGUAGAAGACAUAUUGAGUUACCUUUUACAUUCAACUGUGUGAUUGUGAGAGUGAGAUUGUUCAUCAAGUUGAAGUUUGUUUGUAUUCUUCCUCCCCGAGUGAUCAAGUGUAACUGUGUCCUUUACAUAUGAAAUGCAAUCGGCUCUCGAUGCUCUACCUUUUUCCAUAAGAACCUCUAUCUUUAGUUCAUUCUAUGUAUAAAAGUUUCAGGCUCGAUUCCUGGCA